CAGAGUGAUGUGAUCUGUUAAAGAAAUAGCUUUAAUUGAAGUAAUUAUUAUAAAAGUAAAGCUGAUGUGCAAACCUGUGUUCCCUUGCUCCAUUGAGGCUGUCACUGUGAGUUUCUGUACGAGACUGACAUCUAGUGGACUUCUUUAUUAUACUGUAUGACUAGGAUUCAUGUUUGCACAUGUUUCAUAACCAGAACCAGGAAGUUCUUGAGUUCAGGUAAACUGCAACUUCACUGUCAGGCUUUUGUUUUUUUCUUUUCAAAAAUGGCAGAAGCGAGUGUUUCUUUGGCUCAUGAUCAGUUCAUCUGUCCAAUCUGUCUGGAUCUACUAAAGCAUCCAGUGACUAUUCCCUGUGGACACAGUUACUGUAUGAGCUGUAUUACAGACUACUGGGAUCAGAAGAGAGACUACAGCUGCCCUCAGUGCAGACAGACCUUCAAUACAAGACCUGUUUUAGGUAAAAACACCAUGCUGGCUGAAGUGGUGGAGAAACUGAAGAAGACUAAACUACAAGCUGCUCGUCCUGAUCACUGUUAUGCUGAACCUGGAGAUGUGGAGUGUGACGUCUGUACUGAGAGAAAACACAAAGCUGUCAAGUCCUGUCUGGUGUGUCUGAACUCUUACUGUCAAAAUCAUCUUGAACAACAUGAGAAAUUAUUCAGAGGCAAGAAGCACAACCUGAUAGACGCCACUGAACGACUUCAGCAGAUGAUCUGCCCACAACAUGAGAAAGCCCUUGAGAUUUACUGUCGUACUGAUCAGCUCUGUAUAUGUUAUCUGUGUAUGAUGGAUGAACACAAUGAACAUAAGACUGUAUCAGCUGCAACAGAGAGGACUGAGAAACAGAAACAACUGAAGGAGACACAGAGAAAAUUCCAGCAGAGAAUCCAGGAGAUACAGAAGGACUUUCGGGAGUUGAGAGAGACAAUAAAGACUCAUAAGCGCUCUGCACAGACAGCAGUGGACGACACUGAGAGGAUCUUUACUCAACUGAUCACAUCCAUUGAAAAAAGGCGAUCUGAGGUAACACAGCUGAUCAGAGAUCAGGAAAAGACUGCAGUGAGUGAAGCUAAAGGACUUUUGAAGCGACUGGAGCAGGAGAUUGAUGAUCUGAGGAGGAGAGAUGCUGAACUGGAGCAGCUUUCACACACAGAUGAUCACAUCCAUUUCCUCCAGAGUUUCCAGUCUCUCACUGCUUCUCUUGGAUCUAAAGAUUCACUUAACAUCACUGUCAGUUCUCACUUCUCUUUUGAUGAUGUAAUAAAAUCUGUCUCUUAUCUGAGAGAAAUACUGGAGGAUUUCUUCAGAGAGAUAGAAAAAAUAUCUGAUAGAGUUAAACCCCGUGAACCCAAGACCAGGGAGCAGUUCCUACAAUAUUAUCGUCAGGUCACUGCAGAUCGGAACACGGCAAAUAAACUUCUCUCUCUGUCAAAGGGAAACAGAGUGAUUACUUACACUCGCAAAGUCCGGCCAUAUCCAAAUCAUCGAGACAGAUUUGAACGUGAUCCUCAGGUGUUGUGUAGUGAGAGUGUGAGUGGAUGCUGCUACUGGGAGGUCGAGUGGAAAGGAAAUGUAUGCGUAUCAGUAUCAUAUAAGAGCAUCAGCAGGAAAGGUAACAAGUGUUUGUUUGGACGUAAUGACCAGUCAUGGAGAUUGUACUGUUGUAACGCCAGUUGUUCAUUCUGGCACAAUAACAAUAAAACUAAACUCCCAGUAGUGUCCAGAUCUGCUAGAAUAGGAGUGUAUGUGGAUCACAGUGCAGGAUCUCUGUCCUUCUACAGCGUCUCUGACACAAUGACCCUCAUCCACAGAGUCAACACCACAUUCACUCAACUUCUCUAUCCUGGAUUUUGGGUUUUUAAUGGAUCAGUGAAACUGUGUGACCUACGGUAAUAUAAAAUAAAUACAAAUUAAAUCAAAUAAAAAAUGAGCUCAGCCAUAAAUUAGUAAUAUUAUAUUUUAUAUACAUUCACUGCUAAACCUUUCUGGUGAGAAAGUCUUACCAUGUACAUUUAUGCAUUUUGCAGGCUCCUAUUUCUUGCUUUUUUAAAAUACUUUUUUUCACUUUAAUCAAUAACACCUAAAGGUCUGUCCGGCUGACAAAUUUCCUGUAUUUUUAUUUUUUUAUUUUUUUAUUUGGUGGCCCCAGUUAGUUAGACCAGUGGUUUUCAAACUGGAGGCCGCGAGAUGGUGCCAGGGCGCCCUAGUUUUAUGACAUUUUAUGAAAUACUUUAAUUUAUCAUGAAUUUUGUGUAGUUUAACCUAAAAAAAUAAGGCUACUAACCAAAAGCACUACUUUUUUGUAUAAUUUAAUUUUUUUUAUUAAAAUGUUGAGGUUUAGAACAGUUUUUUGUCACAAAUUUUCUUUGGGGGCCACGAAGGAAUGCACCGUAGACAAGGGGGGCCGCACGCUGAAAAAGUUUGGGAACCACUGAGUUAGACGAUCAACAAGUUCAACAGUUCAAGUCUAGGCCACCACAUUUAACUCAUAAAAUGUCUGUGUUUAUUGUGGAAGUAUUAGAGGAAAUGUAUAAUCACAUAAAAUAAGUAAAAUCGUUUUUGUGUUCACUGUAAAAUGUUUUGGUACUGGUGUGUACAUUUAAAAUAAAAUAUGAUUUA
Paramisgurnus dabryanus is the source of this 2619-nucleotide messenger RNA. Its product is annotated as E3 ubiquitin/ISG15 ligase TRIM25-like. NCBI's taxonomy places the organism in Eukaryota, Metazoa, Chordata, Actinopteri, Cypriniformes, Cobitidae. The record is from RefSeq and is a predicted model, not a curated record. Gene Ontology annotation, molecular function: zinc ion binding; protein binding.